UACUCGUUCAUUCAGUAAAAGUGUAUGAGUCAAAUAACGUUUAUCAUUCGCUAUUUGGAGAUAAGAAGUGAAGCCCCAUAAUUAUGGCCUUUGUAAUUGUUAUUUGAUUUUGUUGUGUUGCCUUUUUUUGCUUUGUAAAUGGUUAUUGGUUAAAUAGGCAACAAAAAAAAACUGACUACGAUACGUUGAGUAAAGUCAUUAAUAGUGUUUGCGCUCUUUCUCACACUCAAUUCAUCCACAUUUUAGAAAUACGAUCAACGAUUCUGAUUUCAUCACCAAUAAUCGCUAGUUAGAUACAAUCAUAUACGUGCGUAACUAGUGUCAAGUCGAUUCUGCACAAAACCGACAAAUAUCGUUCCAUCAGUUUAUUUUUAAAAUCUCGUGUUCAACAGUGUGUGUACCAUACAGAGUUAUUUUUAAUUGAAGUCUAUUUUAUUAUUCAAAUCAAGAUCGUCUCUAAUUUCAUCAGUUUCAAUUGUGAACUGAUUGAAUUGCCGUUUCAUGUGAUUUCGUUCAAUUAAAUUGUUACAUUUUUAAAUUGAUAUAAAUACGUUAUUGACCUUUUGAAUCGACGCAGAUAAAAUGAGUAAUAACGUACGCGGCCAACUUCUUGAACACAAAGCAAACGGCGUCUAUACACCAACGACUCAACCACGAGCUCCAAAAUGGGGGUUUCUACUGAUGACCACUACGUUUGCUAUGACAAUUGGAACUGGAAUUUCAGUCGGAUACAAUAUAGGCGUAUUAAAUUCACCGGCCGAACACAUAAAAGCAUGGUGCAAUCAAACUGUUUAUGAGCGAUAUGGAACGAUUUUAACACCAGAAACAUUGGACACAUUGUGGGCAACGAUUAUUUCAAUAUUCUUGGUUGGAGGUUGUGCUGGGUCAUUAAUAGCCGCAUCAAUUGCUGAUAAAUUUGGACGAAAAGGAGCAUUGUUGAUAUGUGGCAUUUUAUUUGCGGUCGGUGCACUGUUCUUCUUUUUCUGUCGUGCACUUUCUUCCGUUGAAUUGUUGAUGGCCGGAAGAUUUAUCGUUGGUAUUUCAUCCGGUGUGACAACGGCUGUACUUGGGAUGUAUCUUGCUGAAAUUGCACCAUGCGAAUUGCGCGGUACAUUGGGCACGUUCUCCGGUUUAGGUAUAACGGCUGGUGUUGUUGUUGCUCAAGUGGCAAGUUUGGAAGAAAUGUGGGGCACCGAAGAAAAAUGGCAUUAUGCGGUCGCUGGUUACUUAUUGCUGGUCGUUAUUUGUUUCCUACCAUACACAUGGUAUCCAGAAAGUCCAAAAUAUUUGUUCAUCGUAGCCGGUAAACGUGAUGCUGCCCGAAAUGAACUUGUGCGUUUGCGAGGAGUUGAUGGCGGUGAUGAUUUGAUAAAUGCUGAAUUGCUUGGAAUGGAACAAGAAGCGGCCGCUCAAGCGGAUACCCGUUCAAUGGCAUCGGUUAUUUGUGAUAAAACGCUUAUGUUGCCGUUGAUUUUGAUUUGUGCAUUGUUGGGCGGUCAACAAUUGUCUGGCAUUAAUGCUGUCUUUUACUAUUCGGUGGGUAUUUUCCAGAAAGUUGGCAUGAGUGAGGUCAAUGCCAAAUGGGCUAAUCUUGGAGCGGGUUGCGUCAAUUUAUUGGUAGCGUUGAGUGGUCCAUUUGUCAUGAAGCAUAUUAAUCGUCGUACGGUUAUUCUGAUUUCAUGCUUGCUCUGCGGUUUCUUUUUGGUUUCGUUGGCAUUUACAAUGCAAUACAUUGAUGCCAUUACAUGGUUCGGAGAGGCAUGCGUAUUCUCAAUAUUUGGAUAUAUUAUUGUAUAUCAAUUCGGUUUGGGACCAAUUCCAUUUUUCAUUGGAUCGGAAUUAUUUGAGAUCUCUACACGACCAGCAGCAAUGUCAAUUGGUUCGUUGGCUUCAUGGGCGGGCAAUUUUUACAUUGGCAUGACAUUCCCAGCAAUGAGCAAGGCACUUGGUGCAUUUGUAUUUCUUCCAUUUGCGGUCGUUUGUUUUGCACUGGUCGCAUUGACAUUUGUUUAUUUACCGGAAACAAGAGGACGCGAACCAGCAGAUAUUGCACCACUUGUAUCAAGAGGAUUUCAAUCACGGCGUCGCUAAUUUUUUUUAGCUAUAUUCAUGUAUUCAGCUCAUUUUAACGUUAAGUGUAUUUGUAAAAUGUAUAUUUAAUUGGCAGAUCUUUGUUAUUUAGACUGUUAUUAUGCGUAUUUUCUAUUAUAAGAGAUAUACGCUAGAUAAUUUUAACUAGGCUUUAUUUAUAAUUCAAAUCGUGCAUUUAUUAUUUACAAUAUAAGAUUUUAUUUUGAUAAUAAAAAAAAGGAAUAACACCGUUUUUUUUUCGAAA
Messenger RNA from Contarinia nasturtii (swede midge), 2335 nucleotides. RefSeq names its product solute carrier family 2, facilitated glucose transporter member 3-like. Gene Ontology annotation, cellular component: membrane. Bases 583 to 2091 code for a protein of 502 amino acids. The transcript has 7 exons. NCBI's taxonomy places the organism in Eukaryota, Metazoa, Arthropoda, Insecta, Diptera, Cecidomyiidae. Gene Ontology annotation, molecular function: hexose transmembrane transporter activity. Gene Ontology annotation, biological process: monosaccharide transmembrane transport. The record is from RefSeq and is a predicted model, not a curated record.